AUGAGCCUGAUAAAUUUCUUGCAGGAAGUCGACGUCGGUCCGGCCAAAUACAACAUCACAACAAUUUACAAGAAAAUGCAAGACCGGAAGUCCCACCAUACCGGAGAUGUGCCGUUCCUAUCUACAGCGAAGAGACUGCCCGGCUACGACCAGGACUCCCCCGGUGUCGGUGAUUACAUUCUCCCUGAAAUACGUCCAAAUGCCAAAACUAUUAGUUCAGUUGGUCGCCCAGAAUGUAUCAAAGGUGACGAUAUCCCAGGUCCAGGAAGUUAUGAGGUUACUACAUUAUUACAUUCAUCCAUUGCAAAAGCAUUUCUUACGCACAAUUUACGCAUAAAAGAACAAAUUAUUCGUAAAAAAUUGAGAAAAGCACCGAAAGAAACCAGAAAGCAGUUUUACAAGACGUUGAAAAAGAGGAAAAUUCUUGAUGUUUUUAAACACAAAUUUGUAGAACCCGAAGAGGAUGAUUUCAAGGAUAUGGAUAUUAUAAGCUAAUGUUUUAAAAUAUUGAGUUUUUUAUUUAGGUACAUGUGCAUUUCAAGCAAGACUGUCGAAAUUUUCAAAAUAUUAAAGUUGAAAGUACAUCACCGGCA
This is a messenger RNA of Agrilus planipennis (emerald ash borer), 593 nucleotides long. RefSeq lists its product as uncharacterized. NCBI's taxonomy places the organism in Eukaryota, Metazoa, Arthropoda, Insecta, Coleoptera, Buprestidae. Bases 1 to 495 code for a protein of 164 amino acids. The record is from RefSeq and is a predicted model, not a curated record. The transcript has 3 exons.